Molecule: messenger RNA, 7270 nt
Organism: Synchiropus splendidus (mandarinfish)
Lineage: Eukaryota; Metazoa; Chordata; Actinopteri; Syngnathiformes; Callionymidae
Product: golgin subfamily A member 6-like protein 25
Exons: 6
Coding region: 3239-6715 (1158 amino acids)
Biological process (GO): regulated exocytosis
Cellular component (GO): intracellular membrane-bounded organelle
Molecular function (GO): small GTPase binding
Source: RefSeq, a predicted model, not a curated record
GUACAGCUGAAACGCUUAAAAUGUUAAUCACAUGUUCGGCGUCAAAGGCACUUUGGUUGAAUUCACCUGCGCUAAAUUGGGCCGGUGCCCGACCCGAAUUGUCGGGAAGAGCUCUGACGCGAUAUUGCUCUACCGCUCUUGUGUGUCGCCACCUAGUGUCGUACUCUGAAAGUCCUUCCCCCAAGCUUCUCGUUCAUUGUGAAUAUGAUGAAUGGCAAGCUUCCAAAGAACUACAGCCAAUUGUCCAGUCAAAUCCUCUUUUCUAAAAAUAAAUACAUAAUCAUAUCUCAUUUUUAGCUUUUUUUCUUCGCUACAGUCUGCUGUAUUUUUUUAUUUUUUUUUUGCAACAUUGCAAACGUCCCUGAACAUAUUUCCUUCAACAAGCAAGUCUUUGUUGAGUCUCAAAACUAGAUUCCGCUCUGAGAGCCGACUUUCCGGCAGCUAAAGAUCUAAAGUGGUAGAUAAUUAAAAUUAAAUCUCCACCUCACAAUUGUUUGUGAUCUCAGCUUCCUGUCUGCCUCCGCCGCGGGGUGUACCCUGUGGCAAAGUUGCAUAAGCUCUGUGGAGUGACUUGUAGUGUGCACAGGCUGCUGACAGUGGAAAGAGUCUGGACUUCCUAAUUUUGUAACGGUGCAGUUCACUUCCCAUUAGAUUACACUGCAAAUGUCAGGUCACAAUGCUGUCAUUGAAAGAAGAAGCAUGACUUGGAAGUUAGGCCCAACAGGACAUUAGAUUGUUUUUACAUUGCAUAUAUGUACGUCUCAGGAACAAGGAGAGCUGCAGGGGCCAUUGUUAUUAUUGCCAUAUUUUGAUCUUAAGUUGUUCAUCGGAUGAAAUACCACGCAUCCCACAUAGGGUUGUAAAGGGAGUGAGUUUUCUCCUCUCCAGAGCUCUUCACGCAUCUCAGGAUUAAGUUAAAAGGUGAACUUUGGUUGCAUUUUGUUCAACCUUCAGAUCUCACUGUGGAACCCUCAUGCCCAAAACCAGAAGGUGAAUUUGAAUUUAGACUGAUAUAAGGCAUAAUUCAAGUACUGUGUUUCCGAAAUGAACCAUUGUCAUUUGUGAAAGUUGUGCUCACAUAAUGGGGAUUGUGUUAAUCUGUUCAGGUAUUUUGGUUCUCCAGUGUGUGAUACUGAGCGCACACACACACACAAACACCCAGUGUGGCUGUUUGCCUCUCAUUGUUGAACCGUUUUGUUCGAUGUUUCAAAUGCAUGUUGCACAGAGGUAAAGGACAUUUACUCAGCAAUUAAUUUACUGUAUAUUUUUAAAUGUAUUUCCCAUAUCAAUUAUUCCCGUUUCAGUGCAUAUUUCCUUCCACAUAAAUCUAUACAUUUAUCGCUUCCCCUUCAAUCCACAUUUAUGUACACGGUUCUGUUUAUGUAUUCAUUUUCAAGUACCUCAUAUAUAUCAUUUUUUUGGCUGUGUAGUAUUGUUUUAAUUUACUUUUAUAAAUAAGAAUUAAUUUGUUCAUAUCAAUGCAAGUUUGUUUCUACCUUAAUUCAUUCAUGUUCUUUCUUUUAGUUUUGCCACUUGUGAUUCCAUUGUAGAAAAGGGGGUUAUGCAUGUCUAAAUAUGCUAUUAGUUGAAGUCAGAAUUGUUGUUUUGUCCUAAGUCCUAGAUCUAGUGCUGAGAUAUAAACAUUUCUGCUUAAGCUCAUGUUGCGGAGCAGUCAAUGCCUAUUCCAAAUUCCUUCUUUACUUUUGUGAAGCUUUGUAAAGUGAAUCAAUGUGCUUUGACUUCUCGCCAGUUUCUGUCAGAUAAGGGAUAAGGGGUUUAUCUGUGCAGGUCCAAAGUGUUUCACAUUCCUCAAAGUUAAGAUCGAUGAAGCCCAAAUACUUUGGCUGUUUCAACAAAACAGGUCCAGUGUUUUGUCAGGAAAACGAGUCACUUUGUAAAGUCUUCACUUUCACAUCUGCACUGCAAACAUGGAUGAAAGUAGAACUGGCUCCGCUUUUACAAAACAAAACAUUGAUUUAUCGUUUGAGUUUUUACCAGCUGCAAGGUCAUGUGUCUUCAACCAUCCUCCGUGGAGCAUGCUCACUGAAGUCCAGUAAGAUGAGGCAAUGCUAUAUGAGGCUACACUGCAGCAACCGUAAAGUUUCAUCAUCCCUUCAUUUCCUGUACACAUGCUUUCAUCCAGCCCUCUCGGACCACUAUAUGAGGUCUUAUCCAGAGAGCCAGGGCCAGUUUGGUGCCCCAACUUUAUCCCUCUUGUAAGUUGUUCUACUGACUCGGCUCUUCUUCCUCACACAAGCUGUGUGUCAGGAUAAGAGCAGAACAUGCUUAUCACAAGUUCAAGCCUCACACCGAAGGAUGCAUUUUCAAAGUCCUUAAUUAUUGGAUGCCACUCGGGAGCAGCUGAGUGUGUGUUUAGAUGAGAUUAACGGGAAACGUUAACCAACAUAAUAGUUUCUAUGUUGCCUCUACAGUAAGCUACUGUACAGACAUGUUUUUAUAGACAUAAUUAAUAGAAUUUUCAAAUACUGAAAUGAUGGCGGCAGCCCUACUAUCGACCAUUGAAUGUCGUUGAAGCGUUUUACAUCACUUUAUCCUGAGUUUCUUCUGAGAUGGAGGAUGACGAUUUGUAAACAUUGAGCGCCUCAUUUUGCAAAUGGCAGGAAAAGGUCUUCUGCUCCAUUGUUUUGUUUUGAAAAUCAUGAAGGAUAAGAAGAACCUAAAAUGAGUGGGAAAACUGAGGGUGUAGUUGCUGGUUGAACGCUUAAAGAGGUGAAAGCAGACUUUCUAAGGGCUGUUACUCACUUCCUUCCUUUCUCCGGUGCUGAAGUUUCAUUUGGAGUUGUUUGCUCAGUGGUGAGCUGACCUCUGAUUCAUGCUUCGUCAGCACAUUUUCUGCUUAGGUGGUUGUUUCUUUUUCCCCCUUCUUGAUAAAACUGCAGGAAUUCUGUUUGGAUGACAAAGGCAAGCUACUCGUAUAAGAUUUUAUUGAAGCUAAAGGUUGACCAAGACCAACUGUUCUAUCAGUCCUUUGAUGUAAAAUAAAUGAGAAGGUGGAGUUGUCUUUGUGAGUCAUACUGCUGUGAACAGCCAUCCUUCCACUCUCCGGUGUUGUCUAAACUCUGGGUCAGGUUCUCACCGAGGAAUGUGUUGGAAUUGUUUGUCCAGAUGAGCAUGUUCUCUCUGCACUCUGACGAGUUAUUGAAAGUGGUUCAAGUUAUUGGAUAAAACUGGGAAGUCUGACAAAGACAGAGGAGAGGUUCUUGUUGACAUACAGUUUAUGAGGAACAACAUGACCGCCAGUAUGUUUGACCUCUCCGCUGCUGGAAAAUCCAGGUCUCGCCUGGGCAAGUUUAAAGACAAAGUUCGAGGCAAGAAGAAGGAAUCGGAAGCGUCGUCUGUCUUGGUCCCGACGUUCGGCCAGGUUCUGACCGACAGUGAGGAGGAAGGGAAGGGGGGUUUGGAGGAGGCUGCAGGAAGGGACGAGGAGGAGAAGAAGAAGAAGCACAAGAUGAAGUCGCUUUUUGCCCCAAAGUCCAAUCUUCAGAAAAAUCUGUCCCAGUCAAUGACUGUCCUUCCUGGGAAAAACUCAUCAUUGACAGGAAGCCUGUCGUCCUUGAAUGUGGAUACUUCAGAAGGCAAAAAGAAGUUCAAGUUCUUGAAGCACAAACGCUCCGACAGCCGAGAUUCUCAGAAACAAAUGGAACAAAGUAACUUGUGCAUCAAUGGAAGUCACAUCUAUUGUGAGGAGCCACAGCCACGCAGCGCUCGCACCGGAUCCAACUUCAGUCUCACCAGUUCAGGGCACGGUUCGAUGGAGGACGUUCCGCAGAGUUCUCCACCUUCUGUGGAUUCACUCAGAGUUGUGAAAGAAUGCCCUUCGUGGACGGAGGAGCAGGAAGAAGCAGACGCAAGUGUUGAUAAGAUGGACUGCGUAUCAGAAAACAGAAGGCUUGAGGAAGAAGAGUGUGGAGGGCAUGAUAGACUUCCAGAGAUUCAGAGCAAAGAAGAGGUGGAACAGAGGAGUGAUGAAGACGGCAGCAUGGGGGAAGUUGGCCAUCAUAAAGUUCUGAAAAUGCUUAAAAGAUUUGAGGAAGGAAAGCAAGAAAAAAGAGAAGUAAGCAAGAUCAUAGAAGAAAAGCAAAGGAAGGAUGAAAAGAGGGUGAUGGAGAGCAGAGCCAGAGAAGAGGAAAGGAUUCGUAAGGAGAAUGAAAUGGCUGACACAGAAAAAAGGAAGCAACAACAUAUAGAGGAGGAGCAAAGACUGAAAGAGGAAGAAGAAGAAAGGUUGGUGGUGGAGAAAAGGAGGCAAGAAGAGGAGGAAAGGAGGGUUAUGGAAGACAGAAUGCAAAGGGAGGAGUUUGAAAGAGUUGAACAAAGAAGGAAGGAAGAGCAAGAAAAGUUAGAAAAGAAAAGAAUUCUAGAGGAGGAGGAGGAAAGGAAACACCAGGAAAGAAUUCAAAAAGAGAAAGAAGUAGAAAUUAAAAAGCUGCAUGAAGAAAAACAACAGAGAGAAUGGGAACGGAGGCAAGCCAAAGAAGAAAGACUGCAAAAGGAGAAAGAGGAGUUAUUACGGAGAGCAAUGGAAGAAAAGCUCCAAAAAGAGGAAGAAAGGAAACAAGUUGAAGAGGAGAGAAUAAAAAGAGAGCAAGAAAAGCUGUGGGAAGAAGAAAGACUUAGAGAAAUGGAAGAGAAGAAGAGACAGGAGGAAAAAAGGCAACAGGAAGAGAAGGAUAGACAAGAGGAAGAAAGGAAACUGGAAGAGAAGAAGAGACAAGAGGAAGAAAGGAAACUGGAAGAGAAGAGACAAGAGGAAGAAAGGAAGCUGGAAGAGAAGAAGAGACAAGAGGAAGAAAGGAAACUAGAAGAGAAGAGACAAGAGGAAGAAAGGAAGCUGGAAGAGAAGAAGAGACAAGAGGAAGAAAGGAAACUAGAAGAGAAGAGACAAGAGGAAGAAAGGAAGCUGGAAGAGAAGAAGAGACAAGAGGAAGAAAGGAAGCUGGAAGAGAAGAAGAGACAAGAGGAAGAAAGGAAGCUGGACGAGAAGAGAAGACAGGAAGAAAGGAAGCUGGAAGAAGAAAAGAGAGCACAGAUGGAGCAAGCAAGGUUGAUGGAAGAGGAGAGAGGAAGAAAAGAGGAAGAGGAGAAUUUAAAGAGGGAAAUGGAAGAAAAGAGACAAAAAGAAGAAAGGAAACGGGUUGAAGAGGCAAGAAUUCAACAAGAAAAAGAAAUAUUGAUGGAAGAAGAGAGAAUCCGAAAGGAGGAGGAGAAGAGGAAAAGACAAGAGAAGGAAGAAGCGCUGAGGCGAGAGGAAGAACAGAAGGUAAGAGCAGAGCAGGAAAGGAAGAAACUCGAAGAAAUGAAGAGAGCUGAGGAGGAAAGAAUUCAAAAAGAGCAGGAAGAGAGUAAACGACAAGAGGAGCAAGCAAAACUCAAGGAACAAGAAAGGAUGGAACGAGAAGAGCAGGAGAGACGAGAUGAAGAAGAGCGAGUGAGAAGGGAACGGCUAUUAGAAGAGGAAAGCAGAAUGAUGGAGAGAAGGGCUGAGGAGGAGCAAAAAAUGAGGGAAGAUCAAAGAAGUCAACUCCGGGAGUACAGGAUUCAAGACGAGGAACAGAAAAGGCAGCUGGAUGAAGAAACAAGAGAGAGAAGUGAAUUUCCUGACGACUCUUCCAAGAAUCCACUUGAGGAAAACCUUUCCGAUAAUCCCUCUGAUGAGAUUCCUGACUCGCCUGCUGUGUCGACGGUCCUGCCAAGGUGUCAGUCAGAUUCAUCUGACAGGAGCGAGGCAGUUCUAAUAAGUGACAAGGACCAUUCUGUUAGUCAGUGGAAGAAAUCUCCAGCGCCUCAGCCUCCAGGAAGGAAUCCAGCUGUGAGACGGCGUCAGCAGGAGUGGGAUGAGUCACAAGCACAAAUGACAAUGAAACACAAAGAUCCCAAAACUGUCAGUGUUGUUCCUCAACAACUGGCAGAAGCUGUCCCUUCCCUCAGACUGAUUCCGACACAGACAAAGUCCGAUGACGUCACUGGGCCCUCAGAACGAGUUAAACACUCUAAGGGUCCUGCACCAUCCAGGCCGUCUCACAGGCUGCUGUCAGCUGCCUCUAAACCAGGUCGUAGUUUAAAUCCCUUUGAAGAAGAUGAUGCUGAAGACACUGAAAUCCCUCACUCUGCCAUUUCAAUUGUCCAUCCUGAUUCUGAAGCAAAAACCAAGUCCUCCAAGGUGACCCGAGCCCCCAAGCCUCCCACAAAUCCAACAAUGCCAUCAACCUCUGACCCCUUCGCUGACAAUCUCAAUCUGACACCACCGCGUGACAGUGAGAAACCAAUGUGUGAUCCUGAACGAGAUUCGGGCCUCUCUCUGUCUUUCCCCGAGGGCUCCCCACACAAGUCUGCGCCUCAGCAGAGAGUGGAGGAGAGCCACAAGAGGGCUCAUCCUCCUACCACCCCUCGAAGGCUUCAACCUGUAAAACCACUAAAUGCUCUGGAGCAUCAAGUUCAUGGGCAGAAAGUGCAAUCUGCUCCAGCCGUUGAAGAGCAGAACAAACAGAUAAAAAGAUCUGAAGUGAAGGGACCGUAUUCUUUGCUGACUCAGGAUGAGCUCGUAGGUCUGGUCCAGAAACAGGAGCAGCAGCUGAUGGAUCGGGACAAGAAGAUAGCAGAGCUAGAACAGUACAUUGACAACCUACUGGUUCGUGUCAUGGAAGAACAACCAAGUAUUCUCAUGUCUAUGACCUCCAUGAAGACGGUUGUAUAGGCUGCUUACACAGAGUUUAUCAUUUUGGUAGAUGAUGAACCAUGAAGUUAUGCCCAAGUAUGAUUGUCUGAGUGUCACUCUGGCAAUUUCAAAUCACAGUCAUGGCUUCGUUCAGCUCUCUCAAAUUGCUUGUGGUUGAAACAAUUCACUUGUGUAUUUGUAUGUACUUCUGUUAGGGUUACAAGUAGUCUGCCAUGGUGAGUGUUGCGAAAGUGCCUUCUGUUGCAUUGUUGCACUUUGCCUUUGAACCUACGCUGCUUUUGCACUACAUGUUUGCAUGAUGUUUACAUGACUAGUCUGCUAACUCGAACACGCACUUUACAAAGCUAAUGCUCCAAGCAUGAGGAUUUUCAUCUUCAUACUGGGGUUGUUUGAUUUCUGCAUUUUCAUUUUUCAGACUACUGUCUUUUGAUUAUAACAUUAAAUAAUGAUCAGUGAUUAAAUUAAUUUACUGUAAUCAUGUGUGAUUUCUCUUUGUACAUUUGAACAGGUGUUUGUGUGUUCUAGCGCAAUGUUGGGGGCAACAAUUGAGCAUUGUUCUUUGACUAAAUAGUA